GGCUCAGCUGGGAAGAGUUGAAUCAGAGUUGUCACAGAGGGAGCGAACACGAAUCACUCAGGCCAUGGGUGACUAUCAGCAGAUGGGCGAUGCGCCUGCGGGGCCUUUGCCUCCGCCCUUUGCGCUCUCCAAGCUUGACAGUGACAAGGAAGGGCUGUUGAAGGGCCUCACGGAUGCGGAGGUGGCCGAGCUGGUGAAGAAGUACGGCUUGAACGAAGUGCCUGAGGAGAAGGAACCUUUGUGGAAGAUGUUCUUGAAACAGUUCACCGGACCCAUGCAAAUCAUGAUCGAAUGUGCCGCCUUGUUGUGCUUUUUGAUUCACAACUGGCCGGACUUCACCAUCAUCAUGGUUUUGUUGAUGACCAACGGCACCCUGGGAUUCUUCGAAGAGAAGAGCGCACAAGCCUCCGUGGAUGCUUUGAAGGCCGGCUUGGAGAAGAAGAUGCCGGUCAAGCGCAAUGGCAAGUUCGAUAGCAUCCCUGUGGUGCAGGUGGUGCCCGGAGAUGUGCUCUUCAUGCGCGGCGGCGACAUUGUGCCGGCGGACUGCUACUGGGUGGAAGGCGAUCCCUGCCAGGUGGAUGAAGCGGCCUUGACGGGCGAGUCCUUGCCGGUGAAGGUCCCGCGCAAGGAUGAUUCCGGGAAGCCCUUCUCGGGACGUCAGAUGUGGUCCGGAUCCAUCCUGAAAGUGGGUGAGUGCCAAGCCGUGGUCAGCCACACCGGCGUGAACACCAUGAUUGGAGAGGCGGCCAAGGCCAUUCAAGAGGCCAGUGGCAAGGACAUCGGCGUUUUUGAGGGGAAGAUUAUUGAAGCCGCGCAAGUGUUGAUUCUCAUCACUGUUGUGGUGGUGACCUUCCUGUUCUACUUCAUGUACGUCGUCCAGGGGGUUGAGAUCACGGAAGUCUUGGAGAUGUCGCUGUCCUUGGUCAUUGCUUCCGUGCCCGUGGCCCUCCCCAUGGUGAUGAAAGUGACUUUGUCCAUUGGUGCCAAGGAAAUGUCGGACGAAGGUGGCAUUGUAACUCACUUGACUGCGUUGGAGGAGAUUGCUUCAAUGAAGGUCUUGUGUUCCGACAAGACGGGCACCCUCACCACGGCCCAGAUGACGGUCUACUACGACGAGACAGCCAAGGCCUACAACGGCUUCUCUGCAGAGCAGGUCCUGGAGUUUGCCUCCCUGGCAUCCAAUGAAGCCAACAAGGAUGACCCCAUUGACUCUGCAGUGCUGCGUGCCUAUGCCAAAAGCAAGGGGCUCACCAAUGGCUUUAUGGGCUUCAAUCCGAUCGUGAAGCGUACCUGCGCUGCGGUCACGGCAAAGGAUGGCACAAAAUGGUUCUGCACCAAAGGCAUGGUGGACGUGAUCUUGAAGACAAACCCCGAUGAUGAGGGAAAGCAGUGGACUGUGGACAACUAUGAGGAAAUGUCCAAGCAGGCGCACAAGGCUGAUGCGGAUUUGGGCGUCUCGGGCUUCAAGACCCUGGGCGUGGGAGUGUCCAAGAAUGGUGGCCCUAUGCAGUUCAUCGGCAUUUUGCUCAUUAUGGAUCCCCCAAGACAUGACACCAAGGAAACCAUUCGAAAGAUCAAAGAAGCACAGGUGGCAGUGAAGAUGAUUACCGGAGAUCAUCACAACAUCGGAAAGGAGUUGGCCCGCCAGAUCGAUUUGGGCACGGAUAUCCGGACGCCUGAUUGCUUGCAGCCACCCAGUGAUGCCCGUGAUCUCAUCGUGAUGCAAGCGGACGGCUUUGCGAAGGUGAAGCCACUGGACAAGCACGAGGUGGUGCAGGUGCUUCAAGACAAGGGCCUCGUGGUUGGCAUGACAGGUGAUGGUGUGAAUGAUGCUCCUGCUUUGGCCAAAGCACAAAUUGGCAUCGCCGUGCACGGUGCGACAGAUGCGGCCAAGUCAGCUGGUGAUAUCGUUUUGACCAAGGACGGUCUCUCCCCCAUCUACACCGCCAUUCAGAUCUCUCGGCGUAUCUUCAAGCGCCUGAAAUCCUAUGUGAUCUACCGCAUUUGCAUCACAGUGCAGGUGGUCUUCUUCUUGGCCGCCCUCGCUAUCUUCUACAACCUCCGCUUCAAGGCGCUCUAUAUCAUUCUGUUGGCCUUGUUCCACGACCUCCAGAUCGUCACCAUCGCCUACGACCAUCAAGUGGCUGGCGCAAAGCCUGAGACACCCACAGUCUUGGGAUUGCUCUUGCAGAGCUAUUCCAUGGGCAUUCUGAUGUUUAUCCAGACGAUGUUGCUGGUGUCCUACGGCCACCUCUUCCUCUCGGACGCCUACGGAGAUGGCUACUUUGAAAGCAUGAGCAGCAAGAUGGCCGGGAAUGAGAUGAACAAGUACAUGGAGACCACGAUCUUUCUGCAGAUCUCCAACUCCUCAGCAAUUUUGAUCUUCUCUGCUCGUACUGUUGGCUUUUUCUUCUCCACCAUGCCGGCAUGGCAGUUGACCUUUUCCACUGCCUUGGGACAGGUGCUGAUCAACAUUUGGUGCUUGUGGGCACCAACAGGGCUGGUGGAUAAGUUGAGCCCUUCCGACGUGGCCAAGGUGUGGCUCUAUGACAUCGCCUGGUUGCUCUUCUUGGACCUGGUGAAGAUGACAGCUGGGAGGCUUUGGGACAAGUACAAGCCUGCCACCAUCGACCGCAACCCAGCCUUGCAGGCCAAGGAUCGCAACAGCCGGCGCAUGUCCAACAACUUGCGGCCCUCCUACAUGUUGGCACAAGCGGGCGGAGCCGAGUUGGGAGCCAAGGUGGCGCAGCUUCCCGAGGGCGCCCGAGCUCCAGUGAGGCGCUCCACUGCCAUCGCCGCCAUGAGCAGCGACCAAAAGCACGGCACCGCGCGAGGCACCGCGGCGAGGCGUGAGACCCGUUUUUGGGCUCCAACUCCCAUCCGCGGACCUCCGUGGGCGGCGGCGCUGGGCGUGGCGGACGUGGGGAGGUGCGAUUGCCUUGAUGAGGACGCGGCCGAGGAAGGAAGACCUUUGACUUGGACCUAUGUCGGUCAAGGUAGAGGCGAUUGGGCGGAAAACAAGCAAUUGGAAUUUGUGGGUCACGGCAAAGGAGCCUUCGUGGCCGACCGAGAGAAGAAGCCCGCUGGAUGCUGCAGGGCGAGUCUUCAGAUUGCUUGCUGUAUGACUUUGCUGCUCUUGGUGCCGCUGAUUGUUUGGGUCGUAUUCUUCAGGACUGAAGCUUACAUGUCGGUCUUGAAUGUGGGCCAUGAUCAAGAGGUCCAGCCACAAGUGUGGAGCUGCUCAUUGCCCAGAAGCGGCGCGCCGGCGGCAGGAGCGGGUCUCCAAGAACCUAGGCCCUUAGGCUGCUGCUCCACCACCAGCCUCCGCGUCACGUGGCGUCCGGGCGGUUUGAGGUGGACGGCCUUGGACUUGGACGCCGAUGGCUACGUGCCCAAGAGCUCCUUGGGGUUGUGGCAGUCGCAGAAUUUGAUCUCCGCCACGGCCACGCAGCGGCUCAAUGCCACGAAGGCGCUCAAUGGGAUGAUCAGCAAUGACGAGUACGUGGAGGCCCUGCUGGACGCCAACGCCAGCGUGUUCGGGGACGAGCGUUGGAUCAGUGGGGCCUGGCUGAUUUGUGACAAGAACCAAGACCACAAGGUCACCAAGAUCGAGAUGGGCUUUCUUCAGCGUCAUGGGUCCUUAAAGUCCAGCAUUGACCAACAGCUCUGGGCUGCUGAUGCCAACUCCGAUGGCGCGUUGGACCGUGAGGAGUUUGCUGCCGGCCUGGCACUGGUUGCUGCUCAUGGGCAAGGUGCCAUCAUGAAUCUCUUCAACGAGAUUCAAAGAAUGUAUUGGCCCCAGGAAAAGCGGCAAUUCUGUUGCAGCUCACAGGGCAUUUGCGCCUCAGACAUAGCAGUCCUCCACAGCCCGGUCGUGGUGAGCACGACCAUGGGAGUCACUUAUGAUUGCGCAACUGGCAAAGAUCAUGUUGAAGGCUGGGCUGAGAUGCGCCGUGCCUGGUGCUGCAGCCGGCACAGUGUGGGCUGCUUCUCCACGGUCAAAGCCCGCUAUGACUGUGACGAAGGCUUUCAAUCCUGGCAGACCGGUUGGACCCUGAAGAAGCAGGAGUGGUGUUGCGGGCACCUGGGCAAAGGCUGUGCUCAGGAGAAGCCACAAGGUCAGAUCUCAUACACCUUGGGUGAAGAAAGCCAUGAUGGCCUUCAUGAUCAUCACGUGGCGUUUCUCCCGGUGCACGCGGACUCCGACGCCGAGAACCUGGUGCUUCCGCCCGCGAUCGAGGCGCCCGCGGCGCCGAUCGCAGCGCCGAUCGCGGCGCCAGCGGCUCCGCCCGUGCCUCAUGUCCACGAAGCUGGAUUCAUGACGCCCACCGUGAUCGAGGAUCCCAUUGUCGAUCACUUCCAUGGACCCUCCAGUGGUUUGGCGGGCAAGGUGCUCUACCACGAGAAGGUGCAUGUCUACAACACAGGGGAUGAUCACUUGGACCAAAUCCUCCAGCAACCGAGCCCUGUGGAGAGCCUGGCGUAGGCACCCUCGGUGGGGUGGCCCAAAAGCGACGGACGCUUCCAGAGUUUGGGAUUGAAGCUGGGUUUGGGAGCCUCAUUUCCUUCCACUUUCGGUUACAAAAAGGAAGAUGGAGGCGAGGCCAAACUGCUAGCCAGACCAGCCAGUGGUUCUCAAAGGCUCAAGCCCUCGAGUGAGAGACAUCAAACACGCAGAAUGAUUCUCAAAGCGAACCAGGCCAGCAGUGAUGCGGC
This is a messenger RNA of Durusdinium trenchii, 4716 nucleotides long. NCBI's taxonomy places the organism in Eukaryota, Dinophyceae, Suessiales, Symbiodiniaceae. The record is from the annotation of a GenBank genome assembly.